Lachancea meyersii CBS 8951 is the source of this 567-nucleotide messenger RNA. The record is from the annotation of a GenBank genome assembly. Lineage: Eukaryota; Fungi; Ascomycota; Saccharomycetes; Saccharomycetales; Saccharomycetaceae.
AUGUGGGACUUAUUCGGAUGGUUCAGAGAUAUUCUAUCGUCUCUUGGUCUAUGGAAUAAACACGGUAAACUGUUGUUUCUAGGUCUAGACAACGCCGGUAAAACUACUUUGCUGCACAUGCUGAAAAAUGACAGACUGGCUACUUUGCAACCAACCUGGCAUCCUACCUCGGAGGAGUUGGCAAUCGGAAACAUCAAAUUCACUACUUUCGAUCUUGGUGGUCACAUCCAGGCCCGUCGUUUGUGGAAGGACUACUUCCCAGAGGUCAACGGAAUUGUCUUUUUGGUGGACGCUGCCGAUCCAGAAAGACUCAACGAAGCACGCGUGGAGUUGGAUGCGUUGUUCAACAUCGCUGAACUCAAAGACGUUCCUUUCGUCAUUCUAGGUAACAAGAUCGACUCGCCAAACGCGGUUUCCGAGACCGAAUUGAGAUCUGCUUUGGGUCUCUUGAACACCACUGGUGGUGCUAGAAUCGAGGGCCAAAGACCAGUGGAGGUGUUCAUGUGCUCUGUUGUUAUGAAGAACGGAUAUCUAGAGGCCUUCCAAUGGCUGUCACAGUACAUCUAA